GAAUUAAACGAGAUAAAUUCUCUCUUUCAAUAUAGCGAGAACAAAAAUAAGCAAAAACUGCAAUACUAAAGAAAUGUGCAAUAUGCAUGCGUAAAUUGGAAUUUAAAAUCUGAUUUUAAUAAAUUAAAAUAACAUUUAAGCAAGUGCAAGACGCACAUGAGUGCGUACAAGUGAAACUCAGUUUAAAUCAAACAAAUACAGCAGGUUUUCCCAAGCGGGAACAAUAAACUGACCACAAUCAUGAAGAAGCGUAACUCACGCUGCAAUUCGGAUACACAGAAGAUGGAGGACGACGGCAACGACUUAAGCCUGUUGCAGCGACCACUCCAAACAGCUCACACGGGCUUCGAGGAAGCCCGCCGCGCCUAUGAGAACGGCACCAGCGAGGUGCGUCGUCUGCUCAGCGAGGAGUGCAGCCUCAUCUAUGAGUGCAACGUGUGUCGCAAUAUGUUUCGCAGCUUGGCCAAUUUCAUUAGCCAUAAACGUGUAUUCUGCUGCAUCAGUGCUCGUUUAACGAGCCAUAAUACCGGACGCACAGAUCAAAACUCUACCAUGAUAAUUCAGGCUUCAGCCUCUCAAGAUAUCGAGCACAUGCUUCGGAGUCGCAGCACAGGCUGUUCCCCAGUGCCGCGAGAGGUUCGUUCCUUACGCGGCAGCAUGCGUGAUUUGAGCGGCGUCAUUGAACGCUUGCGUCGCGAGAAAGCGCCAGCAACUGCUGUGAAGCAGCUGUUGCCAGUGUUGCAGCUGGAGUCGGUGCCCACUUCCAGUCAGGCGGUCUACCAGACGAUAAAGAUCGAACAGGAUGACAGCAUUAAAACAGAGCUAAAUGAAGUUCAUCACAUGCUCAAUCCUGAACAAACCAUUGUGGGACCCGAUGGCAAAGCAUUGAACAGUCAUCAGUACGAGCGACCGAGUGGCAGCGACUCGGCAGAAACUGCAGAGCAGUCGGUCAGCGAUGAAGCAGAAACAAACAUCUUCUGUGAAAUAUGCAAUUUGACUUUUCAGACGCAAAAGACACUGGAGCUGCACAUACAGAAGCAUCAUUCGUCAUCUGCGUUUGUGUUUCAGUGUCCGGCUUGCUCGCUUACCUUUCUGCAGGCAGCAGCUGUCAUACGUCACCUGUCUAAGGAUCAUAAAAAACCAACGCGACGUAUACGCAUGAUGCGUAACACGAUCCUGAAGCGCCGCAAGCAACAGGGUGAUGUUCAGCCAAAGGGACCAAGCCGUGAACUUAAACGGCUGCAGCUCUCCGACGAUGUUGUCGGACACGCAACGGAGCAUACAGAUGCGAACGGCGAGCAGCGCAAGAUAAUGUCUUUGUGCAUUUACUGCGAGAAAUCCUUUGAGCGUCGAGCGGCACUCUCUACGCAUCUGCUCAACUGUCGCGCCAAGCAAGAAGCGUUGGCGAAACCAGCACCAGCCGUAAAGAAGUUCAAAUCAAACUCUAAUGGUGGCAGUGUAUCCAAUCUUGAUAUGCUCGACGAGAAUCCCAGUUCUGUGUCGGUGGAUAUGCAGAGCAUUGACCCCGCUACGCUAAAUGAAAUGUUUGCCGGCCUAGCCGAGCAGAAUGAGAACUAUGUACCAGAGCUGCGGACCGUGUCGUUGGACAAGCUGCAGCUGCAGCAUGAGAGCGAUUUAACCAGCGAUGAGGCGUCAAAUAGCGAGGACGAACAAGAUGACCGGGAGGAGCGUGAACUGGACGAGCAGACGAACAUUGAUGAAACCAAGCCGAAAAUAAAGAAAAAACGCAAUGUGCCACUUGAGAAUCAGCUACGCUGCCGCUGCAAGAUCUGCAAUAAACCAUUCAAUGCGAUUGGCAACUUGCGGCGUCACAUAUCCAUGUUCCACUAUCGGGCACGACGGUUCGGCUGCACCAUAUGCGACUAUCGCGCCUUUCGUCGUUACGACAUAGUCAAUCACUUGGGUUUCACGCACAAAAUUGAGGGAGAUCGUGAGAAGCUCACGGAGCAGUAUGUGUCCACGCAUGAGUGCGAAUAUUCUCGCGACGAUGUCGAUGGAGACAUUGUGCUCCUGGACAAGGAGGAGUCAGUGGAGAGGGAGCUAACUGUGGAGACAAAGCCAGCGCCGAAAACCUACGAGAGGCGGCUAAAACGUAUCAAAACUGUUACCGAAACAGUACCAGAGAUGGCACCCAGUUCGCCUCUUGCCACAGCCGAAUUUCCUGGCUUAAUCAUCAAGGAAGAACCAGAAGAUGAACAAUUACAGCCGCCCGUGGCCAGCAAAAAGCGUCGCAAGUCGCGCACACAAAUUUCACCAGACACUGGUGAACGCGGAUCCGAGAAACGACCCAUCCGCAAACGCGUCAAGGCUGUCAACAAGGAUUUUGUCUAUGAUCUUGUUAGCUUCAAGCCAGAUCCGUCUGGUGCACUGACUCCUGUUGAGUCCAUGCGAGCCAAGCUGCGUCGCCAGCCUGGACAGACAGCGGUAUGUGAGGAGUCGAAGCCAAAGCAAUGGGAGCCUUAUAUAACCGAGGACAAGAAGUCUCUGGUGCGAGGCAUUACUCGUCGCAUUAUGCUGAAGCUUGUGAGCGAAGGGCGCGCCGUCUCUGCAACACUUCCGGAGCUGCCCGCUGAGCGACCGCAAAUCCGCCCGCGUCUCAUUUCCUAUACGCGCAGUGAUUGCAGUCAGCAGAAUGUAGUGGACACCACUCCAGUCAGCAACGUGGGUGAGAGUUUUAUUGAGAAAAUUGCCAAACGAACGGCAGCUGCCGGCAAGGAUGCGACCAUCAGCAAUUUAUGGAACAAGGUAAAUAAUGCUAUUUCGCAGCAGCAGAAUCCAGAAGCGGCAGAGGUGCCUACUAUAAAUCAGGAAGUGGACGCAUUGGCCGCAGCUGCAGUUGCAGCUGAUGCAGUGCCCGAGUCGCAAGUGUCGUUAGAUGCUUUGCAGAAGACACCAAAUGGUAAGCACGGCGUUAAUGCGGUGUUUCACCUAACGCCCCCUUCGCCGCCGCGCAAAGGCAGCGGCGCGAACAAUGCCCUGAAUACAUCCGUCAGCUCUGACGCCGGAUUGCCUGCUUCACCCUUGCCAGCCACCGUUGUGGAGUGCCUCAGCAGCAUGGAUCCCCCAAUGAAGGCGGGUACGUCCGCAAAGUUUCCGGCGUUACCAAAGCCGCCAUCCGUGCUGCAAGCGUCUGCAAACGGAACAAUCCAAUUCACAUUGGACAGCCUGCUGCGUGCUGCCCUGCAAAACUAGGCCAAAUAGAUUGGAUUGGAUUGGAUUUGUCGAACAUUCUGCGGCAUAGUUUGUUAUUAGCUUUGUAUGCUAACUGUUAACUUGGCCUCUCAUUUAAUGUUUAAUGUAGCCUAUAAUGUUUUGCACUGGUGUCCUUAUUGUGUACUCCCAUGUUUUUCGAAUCUGUGCGUUCCCAUAUCCAUUUUAUAUUAAUGUGAUGAAAACUUGAGUAUUACACGACUUCAAAACCCAAAUGAAAAAAAGAAAAAAAUAACAAUUCAAAAAUGAAGAAUGAAAACCCAUUAGCAUAAUUUUUUUUUGGCAAUUAGCUAAUAUUAGACGCUUCAGCUCGGGAAGUAAGUCGCAUUUUUAGCAUGUUAUAGUGAAAAAUUGUAUAUCUGUAUAUCUAAUUGCCAGUACGAAUGUGUAGCCAUGGCAGGCUAUGUCUUGUGCGCUGUGCCUGCCUAGAGAGCUGGAUUCCCUACUCCGCUUGGAUUAGAGAUGAGCGCGUGCCCGCCUGCGUGUCACGGCAGACAAC
This is a messenger RNA of Drosophila hydei, 3730 nucleotides long. RefSeq lists its product as uncharacterized. Bases 241 to 3213 code for a protein of 990 amino acids. The record is from RefSeq and is a predicted model, not a curated record. The transcript has 5 exons. Lineage: Eukaryota; Metazoa; Arthropoda; Insecta; Diptera; Drosophilidae.